Messenger RNA from Raphanus sativus (radish), 1610 nucleotides. RefSeq names its product F-box/FBD/LRR-repeat protein At5g56420. Gene Ontology annotation, molecular function: protein binding. The transcript is spliced from 5 exons. Lineage: Eukaryota; Viridiplantae; Streptophyta; Magnoliopsida; Brassicales; Brassicaceae. The record is from RefSeq and is a predicted model, not a curated record. The coding region runs from base 212 to 1489 and encodes 425 amino acids.
AAAAAAAAAGAAAGAAAGGAAAGAGAUAGAGAUAGAGAUAGAGAGAAACUGUCUACACAAUCUUGGCAGGAAUCAACACACUCAUCCACUAAAGCAACCAUCUUUCUGUAAAAUCGUCCUCUAGGUUUAAUUGAUACGAACGAAUCAGGUCCGUAGUCAUUCCAGGUCUCAAUUCAAUUGACAAAAAGGUGAUUCUGAAAAAAAAAAGGAAAUGAAUGAUUACAGGGAUAGGAUCAGUAAACUACCAGACGACUUCCUUUUACAGAUCCUCUCACGUCUCCCGACAAAAGACGUCGUGGCCAUGAGUCUCUUAUCCAAACGAUACCAUUUCCUCUGGACACUACUCCCCAAACUCAACUUCGAACUCAUGCUUCACUCCAACAACACAUCCCCUAAAUUCACAAAGUUCGUAGACAGGUCCUUGCUGCUGCACAAGGCCCCCACCUUAGAGACUCUACGCGUCAAGAUCGGUUCCGUCUCCCACACAGCAGACGUGGACGUCGCCGUGUGGGUCAGAACCGCCGUGGACCGCGGCGUGCGCGAGCUCGACAUCAGCUACUGCCCCGCCGAGGAGCCUGUAAGACUCCCCAAGUGCUUGUUCCCUUGCACGUCCCUCGUGGCUCUGAAACUCGAGAACAUGAGCCUCGUCGAUGCCUCCUCUUCCUACGUUUGCUUUAACUCGGUCAAGACUCUGCAUCUUCUCGACGUGAAGUACUUUGACGAGCAGUCGCUUCCUCGUCUCUUGUCCUCUUGCUCGGUUCUGGAGGAUUUGGUUGUGCAGAGGUGUCCUGGUGACAAUGUUAAGAUCGUCUCUGUGAAUGCCGUGUGCUUGAAGACUCUUACUCUGCAUAAAUCUUCUCAGGCUUUUGAAGGGGAUGACGAUGGGUUCUUGAUAGCUGCGCCUAAGCUGAAGCGGCUUGAUAUUGAGGAUUAUUGGGGUGGGUUUUGUUAUAUUGAGAACAUGCCUGAGGUUGUUGAGGCUAAUGUUGAUGUUAUUUAUAAGAACACUGAGAGGAUUCUUGGAUCUCUCACCUCUGUUAAGCGUCUUGCGUUGUGUCUGAUGACUUCAGAUGCAGCUUAUCCAGCUGGUACGGUCUUCUCUCAGCUAGUUCAUCUAGAGCUAUGCACAUGUGCGCCACGGUGGUGGGAUCUACUCACUCGAGUGAUUGAAGAUUCACCUAAACUAAGAGUUCUUAAACUCCGCCAGAAACAUAUUAGACGUACCUCUAGUCCGAGGGCUAGCUGGAAGCAACCUGCUGCUUCUCUUCCGAAAGGGUUGUCUCUGGAGACCUUCAAGUGGGAGCUAUACGAAGGAACGCAGAAGCAGAAGGAAGUGGCGAAGUUCAUCUUACAACACGCUACUCGGUUGAAGAAAGUGAUCGUCUCUCCCAAGCCAAGCACUAGCCUGCUGGAGAAACACGAGAUGCUCAAGGAGUUGUCUUCUGCUCCGCGCGGUUCUAGUACAUGCCAGCUCUUGUUCCUCGACUGAAAAUAAGAAAAAAAAGAAGAAAUGGACUUAAAAGUCACCUUUGUUAUUGUAUGUGUUUAGUUUAACAUUGUUUGGAUUGUUUGCCUUCAUUGAUCUUUAAUGUUAGAACCUCUCAAAACUA